AAACAACACUUCAUCACUCAUCAGGUGUAAAGGCAUAGGAUAAAGAAAAACAAAGUGAGAUUUAAUCAUAUAUUGAGAGAAAGAGGAAGUGAUGGCCAACAAGUUGUCCAUACUUAUCCUUUGUCUUGCUUUGGUUGUGGUUCAUACCACAGCAGCAAGAGAAAUGCCAAGUGACAAUGGUCUUUAUGACCAAAAGAAUGUUUUCGGAGGCGCUGGUGGUAUCGGUGGCAUUGGCAGCAAUGGACUACCUUUUGGCGGAGUCGUAAGUGGAGUAGGUGGCAACGUUGGUGGAUUUGGUGCUGGAGUUGGUGGUGGAGCUGGAUUUGGUGGAGGACUUGGUGGUGGUGGACUAGGUGUAGGUGGUGGAGUAGGGGGUCUAGGUGGAGUAGGGGGUCUAGGUGGAGUAGGUGGUGGUUAUGGUGGUGGUGGUGGUGCUGGGAACCUUCCACUUCCAUGAAGAUUAUUCAUCACUUUCAUAUAAUUUUAGUUCAAGUUUGUUUCAUGCAUGUUUGGUUAUGGUCAAGUUUGCUUAGCUAGCUAGUGUGAGAAAAGAGUGAUUUUUCUUUUCAUUUUUGUUGUUGAUGUUUGGUUUCAUGCAUCCAUAGUGUAAUGUUACGUGAUUUUUCCCGUGUUCAAUUGUAAUGUAAGUUGUUUCACUUCUUUCUA
Messenger RNA from Solanum dulcamara, 666 nucleotides. Its product is annotated as glycine-rich protein 5-like. The coding region runs from base 92 to 457 and encodes 121 amino acids. The record is from RefSeq and is a predicted model, not a curated record. The transcript has a single exon. NCBI's taxonomy places the organism in Eukaryota, Viridiplantae, Streptophyta, Magnoliopsida, Solanales, Solanaceae.